Messenger RNA from Yamadazyma jaroonii, 561 nucleotides. The record is from the annotation of a GenBank genome assembly. NCBI's taxonomy places the organism in Eukaryota, Fungi, Ascomycota, Pichiomycetes, Serinales, Debaryomycetaceae.
AUGAAGCUUUCCAUCAUUUUGAUGUUCACCACUUUGGUGAUGGCUGAAGUGCAAAGAAUCAGUUUGUAUGGUACAGGAUUAUCAGACAAGGAACAUAUCGAAUUGGGUCAUCUUGAAAUCAAUAAGAAUAAUUUGAAAGGUAUGUAUUUACCUUGUAGAAUAGAUUCCAUUGAUAGUGAAUUUUGUAUUGGUGCUAAAGAUAUUCCUGGUAGUGAAUGCUUCUAUAAGACCAACGAUUUAUCAAACAAACAAUUCGUUGUUUAUAUUGACAACGGUAAAGUUGAUUAUUUAACGAUAAGAGAAUCUAAUGAUAAACAUAAAGUAUUAGUUAAAGAAACACCUAAAGCUCCACAACCCAACUUAAAUCCUUCAAAUAAACCUAAAAAGGCACCAGUAGAAGUGAAGACCGUAAAAACUUUCAAAACUGAUGAAAAUGGUAACAAAAUUGAAGUAACUCAAGAGAUUGAAGAACCACCAAAAUCAUGGAUUCAAAAAAAUUGGACUUAUAUAGUACCACCAUUACUUAUUCUUUUCGUUUUAAUGGGAGAUGACAAAAAAUAA